Arachis ipaensis is the source of this 1173-nucleotide messenger RNA. Lineage: Eukaryota; Viridiplantae; Streptophyta; Magnoliopsida; Fabales; Fabaceae. The record is from RefSeq and is a predicted model, not a curated record.
AUGGGUUUUACUAUCCGUAAAAGAGACCUGUCAAGAGAUGAGGAUGGAAAUUUGAAUAGAAGGUACUAUGUUUUCAAUCGCCAAGGGACAAGGGAUCCAAAACACUAUCGUCUAGUCGACGGAAAGAGGAAUUAUAAACCAGAGACUAGAACUGGUUACAAGGCACGUUGUUCUUUGAAUGAGGCUGACAAAGCCCAGAUUGUUUACAUGAAGGAAUAUGGGUUUCAAACUUCUCAAAUUGUUGGGAUUUUGGCUAAGCUUGUUGGUGGCUAUGGUAACCUUAAUUUCACGAAGAAGGAUGUUUAUAACUUCAUUGAUCGGGAUAGGUGUGCAAAGAUAGAGCACAAAGAUGCUGCGGCCGUAGUAGCUUAUCUUCAGAGUAAGGCAGAUGUGGACCCAAUGUUUGUUGCUCGUUAUACACUACUUUCGACUCCACUUAUAAGAAGGAUAGAUAUAAUAAACCUGAUUUUCUCUGGAUCAAAUAAUCAUUGCUUGACUUGCAUAUUUGGGUUUCUUGUGCUUGCCAAUGAAACUCGAGAUACCUACACAUGGUUGCUGAAGGAAUUUUUGGAUGUCAUGAUGAACAAGGAACCAAGUGUUGUAGUGACUGACGAUGACGAUCAAAUGCGACAAGCAAUAAAGGAGGUAUCGAUAUAUCCUAAUAUGACGGUACCCCAAUUUAAAGCUUACUGGGAAGAAAUGAUUCAGAAAUUUGACAUUGGUGAGGACCACUGGCUUUUAACCAAAUAUGCCAAUAAAGAAAUGUGGGCCACUAUAUACCUACGUGGAAAGUUUAGUGCAAGUGUUAGAACAACAUCUCGAUGUGAAGAUUACCGUAACAAUGAACUCGUUACUCAAUUCAAGUCUAUGUAUAGUAAGCCAUUGCUGACUACUGGGUUGGACUCCAUUGAGCAGGCUGCAGCAAUGGUUUACACUGCAGAAUUAUUUGCAGAGGUGGAGGAUCAACUAGCAAAAGUUGCUGCACUAAAGCAUGUCGGCAAAAGUGGUAUGGGCAGUAAUGUUGUUCAUUGUGUUGCAAAAUUUAGACGACCAGGUAGACUUUAUCAUGUUCUUCAUGAUGUGACUUCAGAAAGGAUUGAAUGUGAGUGUCACCGUUGGAAACAAAGUGACAUACCAUGCAACCAUAAAGGAGUAGAUACCUCUACAUUGUGA